Messenger RNA from Galeopterus variegatus (Sunda flying lemur), 4738 nucleotides. RefSeq names its product cAMP-regulated phosphoprotein, 19kDa (gene ARPP19). Gene Ontology annotation, cellular component: cytoplasm. Gene Ontology annotation, molecular function: protein phosphatase inhibitor activity. NCBI's taxonomy places the organism in Eukaryota, Metazoa, Chordata, Mammalia, Dermoptera, Cynocephalidae. Bases 369 to 659 code for a protein of 96 amino acids. The record is from RefSeq and is a predicted model, not a curated record. The transcript is spliced from 3 exons.
UUCCCGCAAUAACGUUAGCGCCAGCGAGCUGGGAGUUUGAACAUUCCGCACGCCUUUCCUGAAGCAGGCCUUUUCUAACGUCUCAGUGUGUCGCGUUUUUCCUUAAUCACGUAAAUAUACGUGAGAGCCCAGGAUUCGGUCAUUAUGCCUGGGACCUAACGAUUUUCUGUGAGCCUCACUUGCUUGAGAAGUUUUAUUCGUCCCUUGAAGAACUUUGUAGCUAGCUCCUGGAUUGGGAUUUCGGGUCAGCCCUGGUGAGCCGAGUAACGACAGUCAGUUACAAAACUCUUGAGCCUUCCAUUUCUUCUCCUGUAAAGUCAGAUUAAAGUACUUGGUACAUCCGGCUGUUGAGAGGCCUAAAGGAGGAAAUGGAAGAUAAAGUGACUAGUCCAGAGAAAGCUGAAGAAGCAAAAUUAAAAGCAAGGUAUCCUCAUCUGGGACAAAAGCCUGGAGGUUCAGAUUUCUUAAGGAAACGAUUACAGAAAGGGCAAAAAUAUUUUGAUUCUGGGGAUUACAACAUGGCUAAAGCAAAAAUGAAGAACAAGCAACUUCCUGCUGCAGCCCCAGAUAAGACGGAGGUCACUGGUGACCACAUUCCCACUCCACAGGACCUUCCUCAACGAAAACCAUCCCUUGUUGCUAGCAAGCUGGCUGGCUGAUUAAAAGAACUGAACUGCAUGAAUCUUCUAAUUCCCAUAAUUUUUCCUUAAUAUGUUACUUAUUCAUUUUUUAUUUUCUUUCAUUCACUAAAUCAUUUGAGACUGACAGCUUUGCAGGUAGUGGUAGUGUGUGCUGCUAUUGUAAGGGAAUAUACAUGUGUAGAGUUUUGAUUAGUUUAAUAGUGCACUGAUGAGAAGGACAUGUUACAGCAACAUAAGUAAUCUACUUGAAAAUAAUUGUAUAUAUUACCUAACUCCUAGUGUCGGACUGGUUUCAACAAGUAACAAGCAAGAUUUACAAUUUUAAUGUUUUGGCUUUCCUUAAACUUCAUCUUAAUUAUAGCUUUGUAUGUUAUUAUUUAAUAUAACCUCUAUUGUAUUGAUUUCUUCUGUAUUUUCCUUUUGGAUUUUGUAAAACAGAAGUUUAAGACCACAAGUUGGAAGAAAGAUCAUAUAUCUCAAACACAAAUACAUGGGCUCUGCAAGAUUUGAAUCUCUGUGCUUGAACUUGAAUGGCCUUAAACCUGUUUCAGCUUUAACAGUAGAAUUUUACUUGGGCAAUAUUUGCCCAUUCUGGUGUAACUUACGUGAUUCUAGUGCUUGACAGCUGCCAUUGAAGCUAGAAUUCUUAUUCAGUUCUGUAGUGUUAGAAUACCUUUUGUUGUUGAAGAUGUGAAUGAAGUAUGCAUGUGCAUUGACUGUUGAAUUCACUUUUGUGCCAUUUUUGUAAAUAUAAUAGUUUUGCACAACCUCACAAAUGUCUGUAUUAAUUUCACAUAUUGAAAAAUAAUGUGCCAACCAGAAGCACAAGAGUUCCUACACAAAACUCUGUCAUUACAGCUUUUAUAUAACAGUAGUAGUUUACAAUCUUGGGCUUACCCUAUACCAAACUAAAAUCUUUGCUCAGUCUGCCGUAGACUCAAGCUUUUCAUUUGUUACUAAUGUCCAUGAUAUUCAGUGGCCUUGUGCAAAUACGAUAUGUUGCUUAGGCAUAUCUUUUCAUCCUAUGCAGGACAUUUCAUUUUGACUUUUAUGAAAAUUUCAAUUCAUAUAAUUUAUAUAAACUUUUUUAAUGUAGAAACUUUUUACUUCCACACUCGACUUUGGGGACUCUGCCUUCUGUUCUCCAGCCUCUCCCCCACUCCGCCUUCUUUUUGUUUGAUUUUUUUUUUUUUUUUUUUUUUUUUAUUCAAAUGGUAUCGGGCUGUUUGGUCUAUAUGGAAGCAUAGGAGUCUAUAUCGUUACUCUAAAUUUGCUCUGCUGAAUGCUGUAUUUUAUAAUGCAAUAAUGGUGUUUUUCUUCUAAUUUCUCAGUUAACCACUCUUAAUCCUUUAUAAUUACUAAUAUUUGACAAUUGUUUAAAUAAAAGGAACUUAAUAAUGAAACAAAUAGUUGAUAAAACUGGCCCAGGGAAGCUGGCAUGUUAGCUACCUGAGAGAGCAUGGUACUGAUAUCACCAAGGUCAAGGGUUCGUAUCCCCUUAUUGGCCAGCUGCCAAAAAAAAAAAAAAAAAAAAAAGAUUGGCCCAGUGACAAGAUGUUAAGAUGAGCCUGUGUCAAGAUGAGCUGAAUUCUGGUAAAUAAUUUUAAGUAAUUAUGAGCUCAGUGAAUUAGGCUUAUGACAAUUAGAAUAAUUUACAUGAUGGGUAAAACUUAUAUGAAAAUUUCGAUAUUUGCUUCUAUAGAUGUCACUUUAAUAAAAUCAAUUUUAUCUAGUUAGUAAGAACUUUAACAGACUUUAUUGGGACAAAUUUACUGCUUUUAAAGAAUUUUUCCUACAAGUCGUAAUGCUAUAGCAUGAUAAUGAUCAAUAGCCUGAGAUGAUACUAUUUUUCUCUUCGUCUUUGACUUGCACAGAGCCUCCCCUCUUUUUGAUUCAGGAAUCCUUUCUGAAUCUUGCUUCCAUUUGUAUACCUGCUUUCCUAUGAUCCCAAAUCAUAGUAGAUGGUGCCUUGAACAUAGCACCUGCACUUAAAGGCUGCCUAGCACUCUGAGGAAAGCUUGCUGAUUACCUUCCUUCUCCACCCACCCCGAAAGACAGAAGAGCAACAAAAUCAGUAAUGUGUUCAUUUGUAAUUUUGAGGAUUAGUUAUAUACAAAUCUUUUUGUAAUGAGGGCAAGUAGGCUAUUCCACAAUAUGUAUGCUCAUUAUAGGAUUGAUUUAAGAAUUUUUUUUAAAUCCCAAAGUAGAAUAUUAUAGCUAGUCUUUUGUUUUUUUCCUGACUGUUUGCAAACUAUCACCAUUAAAUUCAUACAUCAAAAUUAAUCUGAAAGAUCAGAGACCAUGUUAUUCCUGACCAUGAUAGGACUCCUCCUGUAGUUUGGGAUAAGUGACAUAACACUUGCUUAAGUUUCAGUUUGUAAAAUAUAAUGUUAAUAUUUAACCUACCUCAAAACUUGUUGAGGAUUUGUGAAAUGCUGAGGAAGUGCUCAAAAUAAAAUAUUGUUGUCUUUUUUUAAAAAGUAAAUUUCCUCAUUUAAGCCAACCUGCCUUUUGUAAAGUCAGUGCUUAAAAAUCUCAGGAUUUUCCAUUAGGAAAGACCUGUCAUUAAGGAUUUGUAGAUAUAAUUGCUUAGCCUCCAUUCUUGGUGCUUGGGAUAGAGAGGUUUUAGAUUUUGCCUCAAAGCUCAGUUUAUUGAAAACGUUUUGCAGGCUGUUUGAUCAUUGCUUGAAUAAAGAUUUUAAGAUCAUUUAGAUGAGCUUAAUUGUCCAUUUCUAUGAUUCCAAAGAUGUGGUUUGAGAAAUGGUUCAUUUUAACCAUCAUCCAGUUCAUCAUAAAUUAAUGUUGGAGUAAAGCAAACUUGGGGAUAAAAAAUAACUUCAUGAAAACUGGCUAAAGUAAAGUAAAUUACCCAUUUUGUGUCUACUAGCUCUUUUGAUAGUAUGGGUUUGAGAAACAUUUCAUUCUUGAGGGCUACAUCUAACUAUAUUAUAGUUCUUGGCAAGUAAGAAUUGUUGGGUUAUUUUUGACAGAUUGAACGGAGCAUGUUUGUAGUCUAAAAAUUGUUCAAUAAUUUCACGCUGCUGACCUAAAAAUAUGUCUUAACUAUUCUACAAGGCAAGCCUUAUAAGGCCUCUACGUUUAUUACUUGCAACAGUAUAGUUGCUCUUUCUACUUCAGAAGAAGGAGAAGUGAGAAAAAAAGUGUACUACUUUCUGAAAGUUCUACUUCCAGAAAUAGAAAGUGUACCUCUGAAUAUUUAUGGAUACUUUUUACUAAAUCGGACUUAUAUUCUUUCUCAAUCUAAAUUAACGAAGUCAUAUCAAAGCUGAAAUUAGUAUCUUCUAAAAUUGGUGUUUGGUGUUCAGGAGCAGUUAGCCUAUGGGAAGAGCACUUCUGAGUAGUAACUAAAGCAGUUUCUUUGGUGGCCUUUUCACAUUCCCCAACAUUCAACAUAUUUUCUUCCACUUUUCAUUUUCCUUCUUUUACCUCAUUUUGCCUUCCUCUCCACGCACCCAUCCCUGCAAUUAUUUAAGCCCACUUAUGGCACCCAUCAAAUGGUGUUUAGGGCUGUGCCUCAAUUUAGGACACAUUUUUAAUUCUCUAAAACAUUGUCCUAAUCUGGAUGGCUAAUUUGAGCCACUGUCCCAACUCAGCAUGCACUGCCAGUCUCCCCCUUAUCUCUUCUCCCCUGAAUUCCCUACCACACCUUGUAAAAUUGGGAUCAAAGAAAUCUUACUCUGAUUGUUAAUCUAAGCGUAAAAACACCAAUUUUAAUACUGUUUUGCUAGUUUCAGCCUUCUAAGCAGUUAGUCCUAUAGGUUUUAUUCUGCAAAUCACUGGUGGUCAUGAUAGCCAUUAAUGUAUGUUUAUGUUAUGUUAUUUAUCAACUAAAUAGUUGGAAGAAAACAUCUUAUUCUUUUAAUAUUAUGCCCUCAAAUCUAUUAUUGCAUCUCCAGCAUUGUGGUGCAAUAGGGACACUUCACCUAUAUUAAAAAGGGCCAAAAGUAAAUGCCUUUUUUUGUUAAACAUGUCUAUAGAGUUGGCAGUUAAUGCUGAAAUUUGUCAAACAGCCCUUCCAAAAUUAUACUUGUGAAAUAUACAAAAAUAAUAAUAAAUUGAUUUACCUAAUUUCUAUU